Molecule: messenger RNA, 339 nt
Organism: Cladocopium goreaui
Lineage: Eukaryota; Dinophyceae; Suessiales; Symbiodiniaceae
Source: the annotation of a GenBank genome assembly
AUGGAUGCUGAGAGGUUUGCUGCUUACAGCUCUUUCCUCCUGGGCAUCAGAAUCCUGAGCACCUUGGAUGGCAUGGCCAACAAGCUGAAGAUCUAUGUCAAGCCAGAUGGAGAGCAUGAGGCCAAGGUGUAUGAUACCAUCGAGUGGUGUGACCAAGAGUGGCUGGGAAGGAUGCACAGAGAUGCCAGAGCCUUCAUGGAUGUGGUGCUGCGAGACCCCCAGCUGAAGAAGCUCUUCUUUGCCUACCAGGUGAUCGAAGGGGUUGAGUUUAUGGCUGUGAUCAAUGGAAAGAUUGUGGAAAGUCCUUUGAGGUGGGUGGCACCCAGAGCAAAGCUCUGA